Molecule: messenger RNA, 7467 nt
Organism: Copidosoma floridanum
Lineage: Eukaryota; Metazoa; Arthropoda; Insecta; Hymenoptera; Encyrtidae
Product: Myosin heavy chain-like
Biological process (GO): actomyosin structure organization
Cellular component (GO): cytoplasm; myosin II complex; myosin filament
Molecular function (GO): cytoskeletal motor activity; actin filament binding; ATP binding
Source: RefSeq, a predicted model, not a curated record
UCUCUUGUCGGUGUGUCUCGUCUUGUCGUCGUAUUGUAAUGCGUAUAUAAUCGUGUAUUCGUGCAUAUAUGUAAAAUGUACAUAUAUAGUGACUAGUGUAUGAUAUGUAUACAAUAUGUGUUACCGUAAAAAAAGUUAGCUUUAACUCUAUUUAACACGUUUUAACGGUCGAAAGUCUCGAAAGACGCCUCCUUCUGUGUUCCCUCUCUAUACACAGCACUACGUGUUAUUGUGCACAUAUAUGUUUGUAUGUGAUUUGUUGUACCUCGGUGGUGUUCGAGUCUCCGUCUGUCUUGUCUUGCGAAUGUCGUGAGACUUUUAAUAAGUGUGCAAAUGGAGUGAUAAUCUCUCAAUCUGUUAGACAUGAAAAAAACCACACCGGCUUAACUGCAACAUCAUCCAUAGUCAUCUCUGUACUUAUCAGUGUUUGCUGGUAUACAUAGUAUUAUUUGGCCAAGUACAAGAAGACGUUGUGGAGCAGCUGUUUGCACGCGUGUACUCGCCGAUGUAACGUUGCCAAUAAGAAGAAAACUAGGAAAAUUUCACUCUCUUGGUGCUGAGUACUAAUUAAAUCGAACUAAGUAGUAGACUCAGUAACAAGAGUCAUAAGCAGAAUGUCGAUAAGCGACGUCGAACCAUUUGGGAAGCCGUUGCAAGGUUAGUCACCGGGACUAUCCCAUCGACGUCCAGAGAUGUGGCUUCUAGUUUCGCUGCUGCUGUUAGGUUGUUAACACCAUAGAAGUGGAACUACCUAAAGUUAACAGAAAUAGUCGUAACAAAAAAAAGGGAGAGAUAAACAAAGUCUGCGAUUCACCGGUUUUCGGUGCUUACAAAGUAUUCGGCUCUCGGCCUGCGGUGAAGAGAUUGAACGGAAAAGAUGUUUAAUUUCAUGAAGAAGGCGACGGAGAAGGAGGAGAAGGAGAAACGGAAGCGAGAGAAGAGGGAAAAGAAGGAUGUCAAAAAGAGGGAUCGGAGCAGCAUGUCCGCCGAGGAGCUGCUCAGAAUAGACGAGAUGCGGAGGUCACUGAAGAUCCGAGGUCGGCGCAAGGAGAAGGAGAAGCUGCCGAGUGGCAUAACGGCGGACUACAGCGCCUCGUUCUUCGCCCAGUUGGACCGGGACGUGCUCGACGACGCUGGUCUGCUGAACAGCAGCACCGGGUACGCGGGUUCCCCGUCGUCGAUGCUAGGUGGGAGCGCGGUCCUCACCCAGAGCGACUCGUCCGAGGCUUCGCUGACCUCGCUGACCAACUCGAAGAACAAUCUGCCCCCUUUGCCCCCCAAGCCGCCCAAGAGGGGGAUUCUGAAGGGGCCGAGGAUGGGCGGUGGUGGCAACGGCACGAGUAGCGUCGUAAUGGCCACGGAGUCGGCGACCUCGCCCACGUCGUCGUCGUCCUCGUACCUACAGAACGGCUCGAGCCAGGACGGCAACAACCACCAGCCGGUCUACCAGCACGACUCGAACAACCUGCUGGCACGGAACACGCUGCAGAACGAGGUGAUAGCUUACCAGAACCUGCCCUUGCAGCACAGGUCCCGGGACGAGCUGCAGCUCGUGUACAGCGAGGAGGAGUCUUAUCAUCAGGUGCGACGCAGUCCCCACCAAUUCGGACAUCCUGGGCCGCAGGACUCUAAGCUGUUGCAUGUCAUAACGAGCGCGAGUCCCUCGGCGGACUCGCUCACGGACACGACGAACUCGAGCUUCGCGACGCCGCCCUUCAGCUUGUCCCCGGUAGGCGAGUCCCAGGGCUUCUCGCGCUGGCGCUCCUCGGGCUCGUUCGAGGACCAAGGGGUGCUCGAGCUCUCGCUUCCGGAGAUCGUGCCGCUCGAGCUGCCCGAGCCCCGCGAGCUGGUGAUCCAGCGCCAGCCACCCCCGAGGUCGGAUUUCGGCUUCUCGCUGAGGCGCGCCGUCGUCAUGGAACGGCUGCCGAGCGGGGCCACGCAGAUGCGCUCGGUGACGUUCGCCGAGCCCGGGGCCCUCGUGCAAAACGUCAACGACACCGGCCUGCUACCCGGGGACAAGCUCAUCGAGGUCAACGGCAUCAACGUGGACGACGAGAGCCGCGAGGAAAUCAUCGAUCUCAUCAAGAGCUCCAACGGCAGCGUCACCGUCAAGGUUCAACCCGUGGCCGAGUUGUCGGAGUUGUCCAGGCGUUGCGGCACCGACGGCCAAAAAGUCGAGCUGGGCCCGGCCAACAUACGAGGCGGCACCCUCCGACGUUCCGGCAGUUUGCGCUUCCACACAAACAGGGCCAAGUCGGAGGAACACCUUGCCCAGGAGCAGGCCUGGUUGGCGUCGGAGCGCGUCUGGUUGCUGCACCGCGGGGGCUUCACGCCAGCCUCGAGAUGCGGCCCCGCGGAUCCGGACACGGGCAAACUCCGGAUUCGGCUGGUCAACUCGGCCGAGGAGCUGCUCGUCGACGAGGAAGACGUCGAGAAGGCGAAUCCGCCGCAGUUCGAUCGAGCGGAGGACCUGUCGCAGCUGCGCUUCCUCAACGAGUCGUCGGUGCUGCACACCCUGAGGCAACGCUACGCGAGCAAUCUCAUUCACACUUACGCCGGCGACAGUAUGGUCGUCAUCAAUCCCGCGGCGCCCUUGGCCAUUUACUCGGAGAAGGUGGUCCAGAUGUUCAAGGGCUGCAAGAGCGAGGACAUGCCGCCGCACGUCUACGCGAUGGCCCAGUCGGCCUACCGGGGCAUGCUGGCCACCCGCCGCGACCACUCGCUGGUCUUCCUGGGCCGCAGCGGGAGCGGCAAGACGACGAGCUUCAAGCACGCCCUCCACUACCUCGUGCUCGCCGCCGGGGCCGUCAACAAGAUCCUCACGGUCGAGAAGCUCAACGCCCUGUUCACCGUGCUCGAGUCAUUCGGCAGCAGCCGCACCCACAUGAACAGCAACGCCACUCGCUUCACCCAACUAUUCAGCCUCGACUUUGACCAAUCGGGACAGAUAGCCUCGGCAUCUCUCCAGGUGCUGCUGUUGGAGAAGUCGCGGAUAGGCCGGCGCUUGAACGGCGAUCCGACUUUCCACGCGAUCUACCGGCUGUUGGCCGGGGCGGAGGGCACGCUGCGCAAGGAGUUGCACCUGACGAACCUCGUGACCGAGAGCAACAGCAACCCGUUCGUCACGCCCCUUCAGAAGCACGAGGACAAGCAGCGCGCCCAGGUCGAGUUCAAUCGCGUCGUGGCGGCCUUCCGGGUGCUCGGGGUCACCGAGCAGGAGGAGCGGGCCCUGUGGUUCGUCCUGGCCGGUGUCUAUCAUCUGAGCUGCGCGGGUGCGGUCAAGGUGGGCACGGGUUCCCAGAGCCGCUGGCAGUUCGCGAGGGUCGAGGGUGCCGAGAAGGCGGCCAGUCUUUUGGGCACGAGUGUCGAGGAGCUGAGCAGGCUGUUGUUCUCGAGCAACGGGCCGGGCUCGGUUGGCGCGCCCAGUGCCGCCCCUAGGACACCCGCGCUCAGGACGCCCAGCCCGACCGAGCAAAGCAAGGAUGUCACUGGACUGGACGCCCUCGAGGGCUUGCUCGUGGGAUUGUACUCCGAGGUCUUUCACUGUGUCGCUGCUCUAGUCAACAAAUCUAUAACUUCGUCGGUGCACACAGUGUCGUCGCUGCUGCUCUGUGACGCCCCGGGAUUUCAAAAUCCGGCGACCUGCGGACGUCAGACGGGAGCGAGCUUCGAGGAUCUCUGUCACAAUUACUUGCAGGAACGUUUACAGUUGCUGUUUCAUCAUACUACUCUAGUUGCCCCCAAAGAUAGAUACGUACAGGAAGGGAUCGAUAUCGAUCACGAGGACGAGAUCGAGGAACUUGGAUCACCUCAGGGUUUGGUCUCGUUGCUGGACCGAGGAAAUUCACAGAGUGCCACGAUGUUACGAACAAGCCAAAGCGAUUUGAGCAGUUGUCGACAGCUGGAGAGGAAGGGCCUACUGUGGCUCUUGGACGAGGAAACGGUGUGUCCCGGUGGUAGCGACGAGAGCUUUCUGGAUCGGCUGUUUUCGCAUUACGGCGACAGAGAGCAUCAAGUGCUACUCAGAAAAGCACCGGGAAACAAUCAAUUUGUUCUGCAGCAUUUACAGGGAACGAAUCCGGUACUUUAUACUGCAACUGGUUGGCUGAAGGCCACACGCGAAAAUCCUUUCGCGAAAAGUGCAAUAACCAUCCUCCAAGAGAGUAAUAGAGACGAAGUCAGCAGGUUAUUCGUUUGCGCACGAGGUGCUGGAGUUUCUGGUGCUCUGAGUGGAUCGAUUCAUGGUCUGGAAGGCUCUCAAUCUCUGCGGAGAGCUUCGAGUAUAAGGCGCACCUUUACAGCCGUGAAACGAAAAAACGUUUGUUUGCAAGUCAAGUUUACAGUCGACGGUCUUAUCGAGACGCUGAGGAGAACGCGAGUGAAAUUCGUUCACUGUUUCUUACCUCAGCACAAUGCCGGAUGUACGGAAAACAAGAGUCUUUUAUCCGUCAAACCAAGUCAAAGCGAAGACAAUCUUAUCAACGUCCCACUAUUACGAUCACAGGUGAGGGGCAGUCAAAUUCUGGAAGCAGUGCGCCUUCACAAAGUCGGCUUUCCCAAACACAUGCCGCUCAGCGAAUUUCGUCGGCGCUUUGCCCUCCUGUCGAACGACACCUCGACUCGCCCCGGAAGCCCCGUGGCCGACGAACGCAGAGCCGUCGAGGACAUGCUUCUAUCCGUCGACGUCGAUCCUGCCUCCUACCGCGUCGGUCAAAGUCAGAUAUUUUUCCGAGCCGGCGCCCUCGAGCGGCUCGAGUCCCAGAGAGACGAGAAGCUCACGGGACACAUAAUUCUGCUGCAGGCGAGAUGCCGGGGCUACCUUGCUCGUCAAAAACUCAACAAGCUCAAGCUGCAAGACCUGGCGGUCAGAUGUAUACAGAGGAACGUGCGGAAGCUCAUGUCGGUGCGCGAGUGGCCCUGGUGGAGGCUGUACGUGAAAGUGGCGCCCCUCCUGAACGUCCACCGAACAGAGGACCAACUCAAGGCGAGAACGGAGGAGCUGGAGAUCCUGCGAGCCAAAGUCGACCGGCUGGAGCAGGAGCGCAACCACCUGAAGCACGACAACGACAGGCUCGAGGCCAAGCUGAGCGAGAUGACGGCCGACUUCGCGGAGGAGCACUCGACGUCGACCCUGGCCGCGGAGCGUAUCGACGCCGAGCAGUCCGAGCGGCUGAGGCUGGAGCGCGAGCUCCAGGACGUGAGCGAGACGAACAAGAGCCUCCAGCAGCAAGCCGAGAGGCUGGAGAUGGAGUUGCUGUACGCCAGAGCGGCCGAUCUCAACGGGCUGGCCUCCGACGCCGAGGACGGCGAGGACGCGGGUGUCUACAAGCAGAGGUACCAGCACGCGAUGCGCGAGCUCGAGUUCACCAAGCGGAAGAUGGCCCAACAGCACGAGGACGACCUCGAGCAGCUCGUCGGGCUCAAGAAGCAGCUCGAGAAGAAGUUGGCGGACGCUUACGAGGAAGUUGAGGAGCAGCGCCAGGUCGUGGGUCAGUGGAAGAGGCGGGUGCAGAAGCUCAACGGGGAGAUGCACGACCUGAGACUCCUGCUCGAGGAGCAGACAGCCAGGAACAAUUUGCUCGAGAAGAAGCAGCGGAAAUUUGAUUCGGAGACGCAAAAUUUGAUGGACGACUUGAGGCAGGAGAAAAUCGCGCGCGAGAGACUCGCACGGGAGAAAGAAAUCGCGAUCGCAGAAAAGUUCUCGAUCGAGCAGAACCUGAGUGACGCGAGGUUGGAGAUCGAACUGAAGGAGGAGCGACUGCAAACGCUGAGCCAAGAGCUGGAGGAAUUGACCUUCGGGGGCAAAACGGAGGAGGAAGUGGCACAGCUGAAGAAAGCCAAGCACGAGCUGGAGAAAAAGGUCAAAGACCAGGAGGAGGAGCUGGACGAUCUCGCGGGCCAGGUGCAGUUACUGGAGCAAGCCAAGUUGCGCCUGGAGAUGAGUAUAGAGCAGCAACGCAAGGAGAUGCGCAAGGAGAUGCAGCAGCGGGACGAGGAGCUCGAGGACGUCAGGGGCAGCGCCAUGAAGAAGGUCAAGGCUCUGGAGCAGCAGCUGGAGAACGAGCACGAGGAGCGUACGAUCGUCCUGAGGGAGAAGCACGAGCUCGAGCGUAGACUCGUGGCCAUUGAGGACCAAGACAGGACGGACCGUGCCGUCGAGGCCGAGACUACGCAGAGACUGAAGCGCGACCUAAAGAGAACGCGAGCUCUGCUGAGGGACGCCCAGAUGAUGCUCGAGCGCUCGAAGGGCGACUCCACGGGCAAGGCCGCUCUGCGCCACUUGAAAAAUCAACUCGAGGACGCCGAAUGCGCCAGAACCGUGGCCGUCAAGGCCAAGCAAGCGAUCGAGCAGGAGCUGAGCGAGACCCAGGCUGCCCUCGAGGAGGCGUCGAGGCAGCGCUCCGAGGCCGAGGACCGCGCGAACACGGCGAAUCGAGAGCGAGCCGAGCUGCUAUCCCAGCUCGAGGAGAACGAAGAGGAACUAGCCGAGGUGCUGAAGAAAUACCGCGCGGCCGUUCAGCAAGUGUCGGCCGAGCAGGCGCAGUUACAGGAGUCCCAGGUGCAGAUAGCUGCCCUCGAAGCUGAGAAAUCGUCGCUGAAGGAUCAGCUGUCGGAGCUUAGCCAGCGGCUCGAAUCGGUCGAGCAGCUCGGCGAUCCCACGGCAAACAGCCUGGCGACGAGGCGUCUCGAGUUCCGCACCAAAGAACUCGAAAGCAAGCUCGAGCUCGAGCAGACGACGAGGGCGCGUUUAGAGACGCAAAUAGCGAGACUGAAAGAGACGGUCGAUAAACUGCAGUCCGAAAGCGCUCUGUUGCGCACGAAGGAGCAGAGCGCCCAGGACGCGGCGCGUAGAUUGCAGCGCUCGUUGCGCGAGGUUCGCGAGGAGGCGGCCUCGGCCUCGGCCAGGGAGCAAGAGGCCACGCGAGCGCGUCGCGAUCUGGAGAAAUCCUUGGAAGCAGCUGAGGCCGAAACCAAGGUGGUCAAGGAUGACCUACGGUUAGCUCUGCAGAGGGUCGAUGAUCUGCAGAGUGCAAUCCAGGGCGAGCUUGACCUCGACUGCAGUGAAGAGGGCACCUCUGAUAACAGCGAUAGUGACUGAUCGACAUCGAUGGCAGACUACGAGUCUCAGGAUGAAAAAGUCAGCAAGGCAUGAAACAGGGCUCUAGCAUGAAUAUUUCUGGGAGUAUCGAAGAGAAAUGUCUUACUCUGAGAAAUCGACUGAGCGCAGUGGUGCGUGAGACUGCGGCGUUUAACCGAAAAUGAUAAAUCAGAAAAAAAGCAAGAUUAGCCUUAAUUUCUAACCAAGUGUGCGGGAGCGCAUACUUUUCUUUACAUAUAGUAACAAUAAUUACUGUGAGUCAGCUGUUUAAUACGCUACUGUAAUGUCGUGGUCGAUCACUUGUUAUAAAUGUUAGCAUUUUUAUCGACACAAGCCAUGUGAAGGGAAAAAAAAAAAAAAAAACUUAU